AGGGAGCGCGGAAGGAAGGAAGGAAGGAGGAAGAGGAGAAGGAGGAAGGAGGAGGAGGGAAGGAAGGGAGGCAGGCGCCCGGGCGCCCAGCUCCGCGCACGGCGGGGCUCAGCAGCAGCCGCCGCCGCUGCUUCCCCCCCUUCCCGGUCUCGGUUUGACGCCCCCGAGGCGCUGCCCCAGCCAUGAAGGCGGCGGUGGAUCUGACCAUCAUCAAGACGGAGAAGGUGGACAUCGAGCUCUUCCCGUCCCCCGACAUGGAAUGUGCAGAUGUGCCUUUGUUAACUCCCAGCAGCAAAGAAAUGAUGUCUCAGGCAUUGAAAGCCACCUUCAGCGGCUUUGCAAAAGAGCAGCAGCGCCUAGGAAUCCCCAAAGAUCCCCAGCAGUGGACGGAGACACACGUGCGGGACUGGGUGAUGUGGGCAGUGAAUGAGUUCAGCCUGAAGGGAGUGGAUUUCCAGAAGUUCUGCAUGAAUGGAGCUGCCCUCUGUGCCCUGGGCAAGGAGUGCUUCCUGGAGCUAGCACCUGACUUUGUGGGAGAUAUCCUUUGGGAACAUCUGGAGAUCCUGCAGAAAGAAGAGGUAAAACCCUACCCAGCCAACGGAGUCAACACGACGUACCCAGAGUCCCGCUACACCUCAGACUACUUUAUUAGUUACGGCAUCGAGCACGCACAGUGUGUGCCUCCCUCCGAGUUCUCCGAGCCCAGCUUCAUCACUGAGUCCUACCAGACCCUCCAUCCCAUCAGCUCAGAAGAGCUUCUGUCCCUCAAGUACGAGAAUGACUAUCCCUCAGUCAUCCUGCGUGACCCAGUGCAGACAGACUCCCUGCAGACAGACUACUUCACCAUCAAGCAAGAAGUUGUAACGCCAGACAACAUGUGCAUGGGGCGCGCCAGCAGAGGUAAACUGGGCGGCCAGGACUCCUUUGAGAGCAUAGAGAGCUACGACAGCUGCGACCGCCUGACGCAGUCCUGGAGCAGCCAGUCCUCCUUCCAGAGCCUGCAGCGUGUCCCCUCCUAUGACAGCUUCGACUCAGAGGACUACCCUGCUGCCCUGCCCAACCACAAGCCCAAGGGCACCUUCAAGGACUAUGUUCGGGAUCGGGCUGACAUGAACAAGGACAAGCCUGUCAUUCCUGCUGCCGCCCUGGCUGGCUACACAGGCAGUGGACCCAUCCAGCUGUGGCAAUUCCUGCUGGAGCUGCUCACUGACAAGUCCUGUCAGUCCUUCAUCAGCUGGACGGGUGAUGGCUGGGAAUUCAAACUUUCUGACCCAGAUGAGGUGGCCAGGCGAUGGGGCAAGAGGAAAAACAAGCCCAAGAUGAACUACGAGAAGCUGAGCCGCGGGCUGCGCUACUACUAUGACAAGAACAUCAUCCACAAGACGGCCGGCAAGCGCUACGUCUACCGCUUCGUCUGCGACCUGCAGAGCCUGCUGGGCUACACCCCCGAGGAGCUCCACGCCAUGCUGGACGUCAAGCCAGACGCCGACGAGUGAAGGUGGCCAGGCUGAUGGAGGAGCCGCUGGCUGGGACUUGUUCUGUUUGGUUCUUUUCUUCGGUUGCUGUUUUUAUUCUCGCUGUAAUAUUUUCUUGGGUGUUGUUUCGGUUGAGUUUGUUUGCCAAGAGCGACUCCGAGUCGAUGCUUUGAGGACGGAGGGAGAGAUUGAAAGAGAGAGAGAGAGUGGUGGAAAAGGCAAACUUCGGGCCAGAAGCUGAGAAGUUGGGUUUGGAGAAAGAUGAGCUUUAUCAUUUUUA
Messenger RNA from Dryobates pubescens (Downy woodpecker), 1755 nucleotides. RefSeq names its product ETS proto-oncogene 1, transcription factor (gene ETS1). NCBI's taxonomy places the organism in Eukaryota, Metazoa, Chordata, Aves, Piciformes, Picidae. Gene Ontology annotation, molecular function: DNA-binding transcription factor activity, RNA polymerase II-specific; sequence-specific DNA binding. Gene Ontology annotation, cellular component: nucleus. The coding region runs from base 183 to 1496 and encodes 437 amino acids. The transcript has 8 exons. The record is from RefSeq and is a predicted model, not a curated record. Gene Ontology annotation, biological process: cell differentiation; regulation of transcription by RNA polymerase II.